AUGUUGAAUUUCACGGGUCAAACAAGGAGAAGGAAUGUUAAUCUGGGGAAUAGGGCUCGAAAUACAAAAAAGGAUUUACUGGAGAAGGCCAAAAGGGAACGUGAAAGGAGAGCUCAAGAUAAACUUAAAGAAGACGCUAGUAAAACCAUCCAGAAAAGCAUUAGAAGACAUUUCGCAAAUGUUAGGCUCUUCAAGAGCACGUUUACGAAUUCGCAACUAGUUCAUAUGAUACCAGCUUACGGGGGCAAAUUAAUCUAUUACAUUUCUCAAUAUGAUCUGCAACAACUGUUGAAGCUAUCACAUGAUUUUUUGAGUUUCUACCCUAAUUCGCUAGGUAACAAACAGCUGUUGAGCUUGUUGAAGCUAUAUCAAGAUGAUACACUGGUGGCUGAAACUAUAAGCGAUCUGAACAUGAAAUAUGCUACCGUUGACGAAUUUUUAAAUAGUCUAUCCAUUUAUCUUCGUAGAGCUUCCUGCUUAAAUUAUUCUUCAGCUUCUAAAUUGGCUGAUGUUAUAGAGGCAUGGGGAGUGAUGGGUAGCAGUGCCUCCACCAGUAUCUUUUCGAUACCGCUAGGAUCUUAUGAAGAACGGCCAUUUGCAUUAGAGUUUUACUGCAUACUUGCGGAAAGAAACCUUUUACCCAAGUUUAUCAACACAGAUCCGAUAUUAUGGGAUAACAUGGCAAAGACAUAUUCACAUUGCAGUAGAGACGGCCAAAAAAAUAUCGCCAAGCUGCUGAUACCAAAUUUCAACAAUCAUAUUGCUUCGUCGGUCUUGCCUAGCGAUAACGACUAUGUCUUGAAAUUCUACGAAAAGACGUUUAUAGAUGAAGUUAUCUCUACUACCACAAAUCAUGUUUCUGAUGAAGAUCACGUUAAAAAUUUGAUGUGCUACAUUGCAAGCUCCCCCAAUCAAAGCUGUAAAAAUUCUGUCCUUAUUACAUUACUUUCUAACAAGGAGUUUGUGAGAAAACUCUCGUGGGAAUUCUUUCACACAAAGUUUAAUGCGAGUAAGACCGAGGCCCACCCUCUCUUUUCAGUUUUAGCACAGCUCAUCGACAUGCACCUUUUAAUAUCGACUGAUCGGGAGUUGUUAGAUUAUAACUCUGUGAUACCCAUUGAAGAACUGAAGAGAUUUACAUCCACAUUAAAGGAUUUUACUUUCCGACAAUAUUGGGAAUUACCUAAAACUGAAAGGAACCCCAUGUUAAAGGAAGCAGUACCACUUUUGAGCAAAGUUUACGAAAGAGACUCAAGAUUGCACUUUCUAUCCUCAGGGAAUAAUCCAACCUACUGGGAAAACUCAGAAAAGCAAUUUUUGAAUUUGAGGUUUUACGAAGAGUUACAGGAGUAUGAAGAUUUGUAUAGAGAACACUUAGAACAGGAAAAUGAUGAGGAUAUGGAAAAGGAAAUAGAUCUUGAUAAGGAAAGGCCUUCACUGAAGUCUUUAUUACUAAACAAAAUGAAAAAGAGGUUAAAAUCAUCAUUACGUUUCCGGAAGCUGGAAAUACUUUUGGAAUUACCAUUUUUCAUUCCUUUUGAGGAAAGAGUGGACCUAUUUUACAUGUUCAUUGCGCUUGACAAGAAACGGUUAUCCUUAGAUGACGACCACAACUUAAUGAAUAUGUUUGCUCCUUGGGCUUCGACCGGCAUGAGGAAACAAUCCGCUAUUAUCUCUAGAGAAAAUGUCUUAGAAGAUGCUUUCAACGCAUUUAACUCUAUAGGAGAAAGGUUCAAAGCAUCAUUGGAUGUUACUUUCAUAAAUGAAUUCGGCGAAGAAGCUGGUAUUGAUGGCGGUGGUAUUACCAAAGAAUUUUUAACUACUGUGUCUGAUGAAGGAUUUAAAGAUCCAAAGCACGAAUUGUUUCGGACAAAUGAUCGCUAUGAGCUGUAUCCUUCGAUUGUUUAUGACACUUCGAAACUGAAGUAUAUAUGGUUUCUCGGAAAGGUGGUAGGUAAAUGCUUAUAUGAGCAUGUUUUGAUAGAUGUAUCUUUUGCUGAUUUCUUUUUGAAAAAAUUAUUAAAUUACUCGAACGGAUUCCUAUCUUCCUUUUCUGAUCUGGGAAGCUAUGACUCGGUGCUGUAUAGCAAUUUGAUCAAAUUAUUAAAUAUGACUACUGAUGAGAUCAAGUCUUUGGAUUUAACGUUUGAAAUUGAUGAGCCUGAAAGUCCUGCAAAAGUGGUUGACUUAAUCCCUAAUGGUUCAAAAACAUACGUGACGAAGGAUAAUGUGUUGUUAUACGUUACUAAAGUAACGGAUUACAAGUUAAACAAAAGGUGCUUCAAACCGGUUUCCGCAUUUCAUGGGGGGCUCAGUGUUAUCAUUGCUCCGCAUUGGAUGGAAAUGUUUAACUCUAUAGAACUACAAAUGUUAAUAUCAGGUGAAAGGGAUAACAUCGAUUUAGAUGAUUUAAAAUCCAACACAGAAUACGGGGGCUAUACAGAAGAAGAUCAGACAAUUGUAGAUUUUUGGGAGGUUUUGAACGAGUUUAAAUUUGAAGAGAAACUGAAUUUUUUGAAAUUUGUUACUUCCGUCCCACAAGCCCCUUUGCAAGGCUUCAAGGCGUUAGAUCCAAAAUUUGGUAUCAGAAAUGCUGGGACAGAAAAGUACAGAUUGCCUACGGCAUCUACCUGUGUUAAUUUAUUGAAAUUGCCAGAUUAUAAAAACAAAAAAAUUUUGAGAGAAAAAUUAUUGUAUGCAAUAAACUCGGGUGCCAGGUUCGACUUAUCAUAA
Saccharomyces paradoxus is the source of this 2733-nucleotide messenger RNA. It is a transcript of the gene HUL5, whose product is annotated as ubiquitin-ubiquitin ligase HUL5. The transcript has a single exon. Gene Ontology annotation, molecular function: ubiquitin protein ligase activity. Lineage: Eukaryota; Fungi; Ascomycota; Saccharomycetes; Saccharomycetales; Saccharomycetaceae. Gene Ontology annotation, biological process: protein polyubiquitination; ubiquitin-dependent protein catabolic process. The record is from RefSeq and is a predicted model, not a curated record. Bases 1 to 2733 code for a protein of 910 amino acids.